This is a messenger RNA of Symbiodinium natans, 903 nucleotides long. Lineage: Eukaryota; Dinophyceae; Suessiales; Symbiodiniaceae. The record is from the annotation of a GenBank genome assembly.
AUGAGCGACGAUCUGGAGGACUCACAAAGCGACAGUUCAGAAGUUGACUGCAAGGUUUGGUCCCUGCGUCGACGCAUUGCCUGCCGCGGCCGCAGCAAGCCGAUGCCGCCAAUGGAGGCCUGGCAGCGACCUCCCGGUGCUGUGGCCUUCGGCCACAAGUUCGAGACUGCCCUGGCAGCUGCUGCCCGCCGACUCGCGAGACAUGGAGGGGCCUCACCGAAGAGCUACUGGAUUCCGGCUGCAGCACAGCCUGCAUCGGUGCUGCAGCGGUUUGCUCUGCAAGUGUUCCGAUUCCACACGGGGCGCUUGGGCUUCACAACCAAAGCCAUAAAACGUCUCGGAGGCGGCGCUGGUGCAGAGUUCUGGGUGCAGCGGCGAGGUGCGGAGGUGAAGAAGGCACGCCGCGGCAUGAACUGGCAUUUCGACAAGGAUGAAGAGCUGCUGGACGACUACGGUCUUUGUGUCCAUCCCCUGGUUGCCACAGCCACCUAUCUCACAGACCAAGGCGCUCCGCUGGUGAUCCUCUCCGCACCUACGCUGCGCCGCAAGCGGGAUGGCGCGCCAGAGGCAGAAGCGCCACCCCACAGUCCCGGGAGUGCUGCGGCCUUCGUUGCGUUUCCUGCCCGAGGGCUUCACGUUGCUUUCGGUGGUGAUUUGCUUCAUGGCGUUCCAGCAGAGCUGGAACAUGGGGGGGGUGAACGGUUGGCUCUCUUGGUGAAUGUCUGGCUGCACCAUCGGCCCUCCGGCCUCCAGACCUGUGGGAAAUGCGGUGGCGCUCCGGCCAAAGGGCCGACGAAGCCUGGCUCAGCUUUGCGAGUGCGUCGCCGGCGCUGCCAACAAGGUGGCAUUGCGAUAGCGCCAGGACUGGCCAAAUGGCGAGUCAAUGGCGUGCAGAGCCUUUGA